This is a messenger RNA of Hipposideros armiger (great roundleaf bat), 3213 nucleotides long. RefSeq lists its product as uncharacterized. The transcript has 5 exons. The record is from RefSeq and is a predicted model, not a curated record. Lineage: Eukaryota; Metazoa; Chordata; Mammalia; Chiroptera; Hipposideridae. The coding region runs from base 280 to 1182 and encodes 300 amino acids.
CCCCUGGCACAGGGCGGCACCCUCGCUGCGUAGCUCGUUCCGGGCCCCGCCAGCUGGCGUACUUGCUGGGCACCCACAGGCCUGCCGGGUUCCGAGCAAUCCCUCCGUGGGUACGAGCGGGGAAAACUGCGUAGGAAGACUUUAAAGACUGGGGAGCUGUGCGUGAAUAGUAACGAGAAAACCCAGAUACAGAACAGGGCGCCCACGCCUGAGCUCUGCUGAUCUGUUCAAUAUCCUUGCUCUUGCUGCAAGCAGCUGCUGGGAAAACUUGGGUGCGGGAUGAAAGGCUGCCGGAUUCCUGAGUGCUCCCACUCCAGGAACAGAGAAAGCAGUCAAUGGAGAAAGCCCAGGAGACGCUGGCGUUGGAGACCAGGCCAGCAUGGCACCAGGAGAGGGCUGCCAGCGACAUCGUGCCUGCACCAGGAGACUACUGCUCUCCCAUCAGGAGGAGCCAUGGCCACCAGCCCCGGAGUCUGUGGGCACCCCGGACUGCCUGUCUCUGUGUUUCCAGUGCCGCAUGACCUCAGAUCUGACACUGAACCUGAACUCACCUCUUCUGUCUCCAAAAGAGCGAGGAGGAGAAAAACACUGUUGUGCAAGUCACCAACUUCAGACCCUGCAACCAAGAGGCCCUCCCCUCAGGCCCUGGACCACACAGGAAGCGGGACAAAGACACACACGAGGCGGUGGGCGGGGGAAGACAGCCAUGUGACCACAGAGGCAGAGAUCGGCGUGAUGCAUCUACUGGAUGAUUGCCAGUGUCCAGCUGCACACAGGCUCCAGUUCCCAGUCCCAGGGGAGGACCACUGCUGCGUGGAUACCAUCACAGUGCCAACCACCAGGGGCAGAGGUCCAAACUCUUCUACCCUCCGCAUCCUGGCAUCGGAGUCGCCAAGGAAAGCGCAAGGCAGCCGAGCACCCAGCAGACAACCUUUACUCAUGCAGAGCAGACAGACAAGGUCCACUCCGGCAGUGGGCCGUCCCCACACCAGUGGGCAGUUGGCCUGCCUGCACCUCUUCAGCCUAUUCUUAAGUGGCCCUGAAGGAUGGCCUUUCCCAACAGUGAAGCUAGGAGAGGCAAGUGGGAUCCUCCCCUACAGGUUUCGGGCACAGCUCUGCGACACCUUGAUUUUGGACUUCUGCCCUCCAGAACUGUGGGAGAGUAAGUUUCGGUUGUCUUAAGCCCCCCUCUUUGAGGUACUUGUUACAGCAGCCCUAGAAAAUGAAUAUAACUGCCCAGUAGCAAAAUUACUUUUCUUCAGCAAACAGAGAAACAGCCGUGAUUUGUAUGGCCUUUUUCCACCUGCACUUCCACACAGCCUCACCUGAGACUGCCUGAGAAGGAGAUGCACCAGAUAGAUGGAGGAGGGCCCUGUGUGGGGACAGGCAUCUGUCCAUGCUAUCAUUCCACCCGCUUUGCUGAACUGCCUGUCAGCGGGGGCAGGGGGCACAGAGCCAUGGGGCAUGUCCCUGGGAGUCUAGGAUCACCCCACAUCUUAGCAAGACCCACCGCCCAGAGGUUGCUAUGAGGAGGGCAAGCCUCAGAACUCAGACCCUGAUCUUUCCUCCAUAGCACCAGUCUGGCCAGCAGGUAGGCUCAGCCCUGGGGAGAGUUGGGACGGCCCCAGGCCAGCCCUGCCAGGGCUGCCCUGACUCCUUCCCAGCCCUGCUGUCCUCUGGGGCUCCGAAAGGGAAAGUGGGCUUGUGUGCCCUUUACACAUUCAUGCCUUCAAAUUGCUGUUGUCGCUAGAACUAGUCAUAACGAUGGUGGUAAAACAAGCUUGAUAGCUCGGCUCGGUUCAGAGCUACAGCCGGCGCUCCCCACUCACUCCCAGGCGGUGACCUCCCAGCCCAUUCCCCCCACGGAGGCAGGACGCUCACUGGCACGGUGCAACUUUUUUUUUAAACACACAGGUUUUUUUUCUUUAAUCGUUCAUUUGAUUUAAUUUUAAGUUCACUUUCACUACGUGAUGAGAUGGGUGCAUAUUACACUAGGCUUCCACUAUGAGAGAGCUGCCACGGCUAAAACAAAUACAGCCCUCAGUCCCUUUCCGCUUCCCUUUCUGAGUCCCACAAAAGCCCCAUGUGGGCACUGCUGGGUUCCACUCCUGGCUCAUCUGUCUCGGGUCCCUACUUCUCCCUAAGCCCACUGAGGGGACCACACCGUGCUCCCUGGCUGGGCCCCAGAGGUUUCUGCAGGAUGUAAGCCGGGGCACUGGGGGCUGCAGACGCCGGGUUUCUGAGGCGCUGGUCCUGGGUCCUGCAAGAACUUGUGAUCUUUCCCCGCACAGUUUCCACCAAGAGGACGGUCGCAGGGCUCCUGCCCCCAGUACCCAGCUGUGGGGUAGGACUGCUAUGGAGAAGGGGAGGAUGCUGCAGUGGCACGAAAAAAUGGACAACCCUCAUGGCCAGGCAGGUGGCAGUCCUCAAAGGCCAGCCCUGGGGAAUGUGGAGGGAUUCCUCACCAGGGCUGAGGGAGGGGAAGCCUAGAGUCAGGCCUCCAAACCACAGGCUGGCCAGAGGGGGCCGCGGGCCAGGAACACCAAGGAUGGAAUGCCAAGGAGGGGGAGGUGGCUUGGGAACCCUGUCCCCUGCCCCCUGUUGCCUGCAAGGGGGUCCCUGAGGGGCACCUGUGACUGACACAUCUGGCCAGAGAUGAGCCUGAAAGCCCAGUGGCCUGAGCAUCGUGGGUGGGCACGGGAAGGGGCCAAGACGCCAAACGGCUCUAAGGACAGGUCUGCAAAGCAGAGGGAGGAGAGGAGACCUGGCAGGAGCUGGGCUUUCUCCACACGGGCGCUCAGCCAGAGGCGCUUGAAAGGAGGGCACUUCUGGAAGGAGGGGCCGGCAGGGGGCGUCAUGCUACCCACAGUCGUCUAGGCCACAGCAGCCUGCUCUUGGGUUCCUGGUGGAGAAUGUCCACUCCCCUGAAGACAGGCCAAGCCACAUCCCACGCCAGCCACAAGUAAUGACUGCAGGCUCCCAGGCCAGCCCAGGGUGCCUACCACGGGCCAAGUGGUCUCAGGACCCCUGGGCAGCCACACUAAAGGGUGCUGCAGUCUCCACCCACCAGUUCCACAAAGCUCCGCUGCACACAGGGUGCCCAGGGCUAGUUACCUGUGACUGCGGGAUCUGGCCCCACGCUGCCCAGAGGCCUUGCUCCCUCUAACUCUUUCUUGCUCUGCCCUCCCCCUUGUGCUGAGCCCCUCCUCCACA